Danaus chrysippus (African queen) is the source of this 297-nucleotide messenger RNA. The record is from the annotation of a GenBank genome assembly. Lineage: Eukaryota; Metazoa; Arthropoda; Insecta; Lepidoptera; Nymphalidae.
AUGCUUGGUAGGGAAGUACGCACGUCGCUACAUGCCAUGUUCUUGAGAGGGGAACACCGACCACCAUUAGUUAAACACCAGCCACAUCUUAUCAAAGAGUUCAAUCCAGGCGACCGCAUCCAGGCCCGUGAUUAUACAGUCGGCUCCACGCAGCGCUGGCGUUUCGGGACCAUUCAGGAACGUUUAGGGAGAUUACAUUAUAAAAUAAUAACUGAUGACGGCUGUGUCUGGCGUAGGCACAUUGACCAUAUCCAAAAGCUAGGGAGGAGAAACUGUAGUGUAUCACCUCUUUAUUAA